Messenger RNA from Ceutorhynchus assimilis (cabbage seed weevil), 2690 nucleotides. The record is from the annotation of a GenBank genome assembly. Lineage: Eukaryota; Metazoa; Arthropoda; Insecta; Coleoptera; Curculionidae.
CAUAGGCAUAACAAAUCCAUCAUUAUAAUCGGUAUGCUCCCCAAUCAAAUUCACCCUUCCAGGUGCCGCCACUGCAAUGUCAGCUUCACUGUCAAAUUUAUCCCUAAACACUUUUUUCGCCUCUUUUAGCAGCGAUUCCAGUGUGGGAAUCGGUUCUGCCAUCGUUUUCGAAUCACUUGUUUACGCGCGAUUGUUGUUAAUGUAACUAUUAAAUUGUUAAUAAUAAUUUAUUAACGUAGCCUCGAGCCGACUUGGAGUACGCGCUGUGUGGUUGUCGAAUGAUAAGCUCGGAGACUUUUAUUGCAACCGCGGCCAGAGAAAAUUGAUAAUAAUUAUUCUGAUAAGAAAUGUCAGUCAGUGAUCCAUUAGUUAAGGAUCUCAAAGGUUGCGUCCAGCAAUUUAUAAAUUUAAUCAACACAAGCACCCCAAUAACAGACAACAACUUCUACUUUGUCCUGUUCACUCAAACUUUGGAAAAAAUCUUCAACAAAGGCCUUAUACGACAACAAAACACCAAGUUUUUCGAAAGAACCAUUGAUCCUUAUUCAUGGAUGAGCAGCAUCGCAUCUGAAUGUAGUUUUGCUUAUACAAAUUGCGUUGAUCAAGUAAAUGGAAGACUAGAUUUGGCUACAAAUGAAGGAAAGCUUAGAUUACUGAUUAAAUAUUGUCUGAUGAAAAAAUGCUCACAUUUCCCCGUAGAAGCCUUAGUAAAAUCGCAACAUGCUCAAGUAUUUUACGCUCCAAGUGCCAUAUUAGGAGACGAAAUACUCACCGAGAUAUUUUUAUCAGUUUUAAGACAAGUGGCAAACAUAAAUUUCAGUUUGGAUUUGAAAAAUUCUUCGUUUUUGGAUUUGAGUUGGUACAUUCCUGAUGUUGUUUGUACGGAGUUGGUGCCUUGUAAAACUUUGGGAAUAGCUGUAAGUUUUGCUGGAAACAAAGCUGUGAUAGUAAAUAUUCAACCUGCGAGUGUUGCCGCAGAACAUGGUAAUAUCAAAAUAGGAGACAUCUUAGACGAACUAAACAAUACCCAUAUAAACAAUUCAACAAGAGGACGCCUAAAAUUCAUAAUGAAAGGCAACAAACUGAAACCCAUCAAAGUACGAAUUGCUAAGGCUUAUAGUAAAGACUCUGGAGAACUCUACGGACCUAUAAAAAAUAUACUCAAAGAUUUGAAACUUGAUUUGGAUAAAAUCAAGAAACAGUAUGAAGAAAAUGCCAAUGAAAUUUGCCAUCCGCAAAAAUCUAAAAGCGUUUAUGGUUAUGCGGUAAAGCAUGUGGGAAAUGUGGAUGUUGGUGAGUUUGGUAGCGUGAAGCAAGUGCAGAAAGCUUUGAAAACUAUCAUGGAUACUCAUUGUCAGACUCCAGAAACUGUGAAGAGGGUGGAUAAAAUGGUUACGUUGGAAAUAGGGGAGAUUGGACUGAAAAUUAAGGAGAAAGAUACAGGAAAUUUGUUACUAGAUCAUCCUUAUAUGAAGAUUUCCUCCUGUGGGACAAUACCUGUUUUAUCCAGAGUUUUUGCAUAUUGUGCUGGAGAAGAAACAUGCGAUAUAGCCAAUAAUUUCACCUGCUACGUAUUUGAAGCAAUAUCAUUCGACGAUGCCGAUCUGAUUUUACAAAGUAUCGGUCAAGGAUUCCAUAGAACACAUUAUGCUGUAUGAGAAGAAGCAGCGCAUCAAAUUUCUUGUAUAUCUACUUUUUAUUCAAUAUGUACAAUUUACCAUAAUGUAACUUGUAUUAUAAAAGAAAUAAAACAUUGAUUUUAUUUAUGUUAUUUUGUGUUUAAUGUUCAAGAAAUAAUAAUUAUCACACGUUAUUUUUUAUUAGUAAUAUGUAGCAAUGAAGAGAUGCAGCGGAGAAAAAAUUUAAUGGAUACUGGGAAAAUGAAUAUCCAUUAGAUAAUUUUAAAGUGGCAUUGGUAUCGGGUCUUCAAAAAAAAAAAACAAUCGAAGAUUGCUUUGAUUACGAAAACGUACGUCGCAUUACUGUUUCUUUAUUGGUCAGGAUUUUUGACAUGCCAUUCUGACAUUAGGUUCAUUGACAAAAUGAAAGAAAAAUUUUGCUAAGACAUACGUUCAAAAAACCAUAGCAAUCUUUGAUUGGUUUUUUUUUGAAGACCCGAUACCAAAAUUCACUAUGUCAGUGGAUAGAGGAUAAUAAACAAGAUAUCCGUAACAUCUCCAGUUAUAUGAUAAUACUAAUGUAUUAAAAUCUAUGGUUUCAAAACAUAUUUUAGACCCGCAACGGCCAUUUUGAGACAACAAAAAAAUAAUGGUAUAUAAGCAAGCACAUAAGCACAUACCUACUUAUUUAGUUUCAAUCACAUACAUAUCACGAUAAGAAUAAAAUAUUACUUAUUAUUAUAUAAAAAAAUAGAUAUAAUAUUUAUGUAUGUAUUAUAUAAUAAUAUACAAAUAUAAUCAUAUUUACAAAAGAGUUAUUAUUAACAUAUUAUGUGUGUACCUAUCUAUAAUGAAUGCGAAAAAAAUAAUACAGUCUCGAGAAUAUUUACAUGUUAGCACGCGGUACUAUUUAUUUAUUGAUCAAGCAAUCCUGCGAAUUGGCGUCGCUAUUCGUGUGACACCCAUCAGCUGAAGAACUGCACGGACUCUGACAAGUACUGUUGUUGCAACUGGUAUCGCUACAAGAACUGUUGUUUUUCAAUUCGCAAAUGUCGAUAAAUUCUUCUGCCA